AUGGAGAAGAAGUUGUCAAAGAGGUUUGAAAUAGGGAGGCAUUGGAAACUAAGUCAGUCAACUGAUGAAAUCUAUGAGGUUUCUACAGAGGAUAGCAACAUUUUGUUUCGUUGCUUCCCGUGUUCUCAUGCCAUUCAAGUUAUGAAUAAGGCAAACCAUAUACUAUAUGGUUACAUUGAAAAUUAUUGGAAGAUAGAAUUUUACAAGAGUGCACAUCAGCAUCCUAUAUAUCCUCUAUCGGAUCUUGAUAAGCCGAAUCCUAGCAGCUUUGGUGAUUCAACUAUGCAACCACCUAUUACUCGAGUACCAGCUGGAAGACCAAGGACAAGGAGGAUUUGUUCGUUUGGGGAAGAGGCCAGACCGAUGCAAUGCGAACGUUGUAAGAAAAUGGUCACCACAACAGCAGGUCAUGCACUUUUGUUAUCUGAGCAGUAG
Messenger RNA from Argentina anserina (silverweed cinquefoil), 435 nucleotides. RefSeq lists its product as uncharacterized. The record is from RefSeq and is a predicted model, not a curated record. Bases 1 to 435 code for a protein of 144 amino acids. Lineage: Eukaryota; Viridiplantae; Streptophyta; Magnoliopsida; Rosales; Rosaceae. The transcript is spliced from 2 exons.